Messenger RNA from Cyanidioschyzon merolae strain 10D, 2253 nucleotides. RefSeq names its product protein phosphatase 2A B55 regulatory subunit. Lineage: Eukaryota; Rhodophyta; Bangiophyceae; Cyanidiales; Cyanidiaceae. Bases 1 to 2253 code for a protein of 750 amino acids. Gene Ontology annotation, biological process: peptidyl-serine dephosphorylation. Gene Ontology annotation, molecular function: protein binding; protein phosphatase regulator activity. Gene Ontology annotation, cellular component: cytosol; protein phosphatase type 2A complex. The record is from RefSeq and is a predicted model, not a curated record. The transcript has a single exon.
AUGAACGGUGCUGGCGAGAUCUUCGACGACCUUACACACUACCGUUUUGCGCAAGCGUUUGGUGAGCGAGCAACCGCAGAGGUGCCACAGGAAGUGGACCUGAUAUCAGCCGUUCAGUUCAGUAGAACUGGGGACCUGAUCGCGACCGGAGACAAAGGCGGUCGUGUGGUUAUCCUGCAGCGCAUUGAUGCCGGUCGCGGAGAGGCGUUGCGAAGAGAACAGGUUGCUCGGGCGACGCGUCGAUCUCGGUUGGUACAACGAGAAACAAGUCGCAUCCGAGGUAACAGCAGUAGUUGCUCCAGUCAGGGACGGCUUUCAACUGGUCUGUCACCGGUUCCGAUUCCACGUUCACCGCGUAUCGCCGUGGUGGGCCCCCGCUGGUCCGGCAGCCACAGUAAUGGCUCGUAUCGACGUGGAUCGCUCGACCGGAGUCACCUGUCGAACUGCCACAAGCUGUCCCGCCUACAAGGCACGCGUGCCCGAGAAUCCUACCUAGACGACUCGGGCGGAGAGCAUGAGAGCGACUCGAGCGAAAGUAGUGCUAGUGAAUCAAGCACCUCCUCCUCGGAUGAGCGGUCAUCAGCGGCGAGCACGAUGGAAAUGGUCUCUCCGCCGGCUGGCGUCAGCCAUGGUGCCAACGGCGAUGUUGACCUAGAGCUCAACGAAUGUGACGUGCUCAUGACGUCGUGUGCGGACGUUGACGACCGUGCCUUUCAGGAGCGCUCGCGAACACACCUCCUCGAUGCGCUGCCGGGAAUUCGAUCGACUCCUCAUGUCCCGCUGGAUGACGAGGUCUGGGACGACCGCGAGCGGGCAUCCGACGGUCGCAAUGCAGAUGGAGACGAUGGCUUGCGACCAGAUAGAUCACGGAUUCCCGCAUUUGUACCGGAGUAUCGAUUCUGGACGCAGUUUCAGUCUCAUGAACCGGAAUUCGACUACCUCAAGUCACUUGAAAUUGAGGAGAAAAUCAAUCAAAUUCGAUGGUGUCGCGAUGUAUCCGGUGCGUACCGGCUCCUGACUACCAACGAUAAGACAAUUAAGUUGUGGCGCGUGUUCGAGCGUCAAGUACGACAGCUUGUGAGUUUCGAUAACCAGACUGGCGAAGCCGAUACGCGACCAGAAUCACAUCAAGCGUUGAGGCAUCACGAUGCGUCUGCAGAUCCGAGCAGCGCCAUCCGGGGUCUCGUAGAGAGGCCUGCAGAGGACUCAAGCGGUCUUGCGUCCGCAGGAAUCAUUGCGGGUCGCAACGUAUGUCUACCACGUCUACGCCGCGCCGGCUCUAUGGUGAUUGCGGUCCCGAAACGGAUAUUCUCGAAUGCGCACGCCUACCACAUCAAUUCCAUAUCAUUGAAUAGUGAUGAAGAGACCUUCCUCUCGGCAGAUGAUUUGCGAAUUAAUAUCUGGAAUCUAGAAAACUGUAGCACUGGUUUCAAUGUCGUGGACAUCAAGCCCGAGAACAUGGAAGACUUGACGGAGGUCAUCACUGCAGCGGAAUUCCAUCCGCAUCACUGCAAUCUUUUCCUUUACAGCAGCAGUCGCGGUGUUUUGAAACUAUGCGACUUGCGAGUGCGAGCGCUAUGUGAUCAGUCGUGUCGCGAGUACGAGGAGCCGGAGGAUCCCGCCAAUCGCAGUUUUUUCAGCGAAAUCAUUGCAUCCACGAGCGAUGUGACUUUUUCACAUUCGGGUCGGUACGUGCUUGCGCGUGACUACAUGACGCUGAAGCUCUGGGACAUCAACAUGGAGAAGCGACCACUUCUCACCAUUCCCGUGCACGAAUCGUUGCGUUCGCGCCUAUGCGAACUCUACGAGAACGACUGCAUUUUCGACAAGUUUCAGUGCGCUUUCAGCGCGGAUGAUGCCAGCGUUCUCACCGGCUCCUACGGGAACCAGUUCCAGGUCUACUCGAGCAAAAGUGGACGAGGCCUCUGUUACGAAGCCAGUGUUGACUUUGUAAGCAGCGGACGCCCGCCUCGACUGCUCUUUCCCAACGGAAUGAGCUGUAGCAUUGAAACCAUGACCGAUGCAUCCGGUAGCAUGGGCGGGGUGUCGUCGUCGCCGCCGCUCCUGUCCGCGAGCGGCCUCGGACCAACGAUAAGCAGCGGCGUGCCUCCGGAGCCACUGUUGCCCACGCAGAGCCCCAACGCACGAAGGGUACUUCACGUCGCAGCGCACCCGCUCGAGAAUAUUGCGGCCGUCGCUGCAGGUCCUGCGCUCUAUCUCUACAACGCCGUCUUGUCACCGUGCUUUCUCUGA